AAUAUGAGAAUAAUUUUUAAAACGCUUUUAUAAAUCGCUAUUAGAUUCAAGCAACACAAAAGGUUUACAUGCUACUCAAACCAUUGCGUUUUACCAGACUACAAUUGUUGUUCAUACAUCGUAGUAGACCUUUAUCUACUUUGUAUUACAUGCUGCUUCCUGGACACAUUUCAUUUCUAACAUGGCAUUACGAAUCAAUGACAACAUGCCAUCUUUAUAGGAUACUAUUAAUACCUCUGCACGUUGUGCUCUUCUAACAGUCAUUUUCAAUCCCAUCCUUCAGCUCAGUCCCAUGUGUUCGAUUCUCCUGAUAGUUACAUUUGCCGUCGCCCUAUUCCUGGCUGCUCCGGGCGAUGGUCUAAUGCGCGUAGUUCUAGACUUUGAUCGCUAUGAAAUGUUCAAUGGGACGGACUUCUUCAACAUGGAAAAGUUUCGCGUGCGAAAGUUUAACCGAACGCUAUCCGUGAUGAACGGUACCGGUGUGCUGCUGGUCGAUCUGGAUAAUCGCUAUACGUUUGGAGUAGAUUUCGCACGCAGUGCACAGGGCAACAACCAGUUCCAGGCGUACCCGAUGAAGCUGGCAGCGAAACCGUUCUGUCAGUUUGUCAACCUAUACUAUCGCGAGUAUCAGCACCUGUUUCUGAAGUACACCAACCUACCGUUCGUACCACCGGAAGGGUUGUGUCCAUUUCCGAAUGGUUCAUACUGGGCGAAGGAUGCACACAUCGACUCGUCCGUUAUUCCGCUGGUAGUGCCGGAGGGGCUAUGGCGAUGUACGAUCGAUUUGGUCGAUACAGAGAACGGUGUGUUGGUUUCUCGUGCCUUCAUGUUCGUUCGACUCACCAAGGAGCUGACUUAGAGCACUACAAAUUUUCCAAAUUGAAAUUUCCUAAAUUAAUUUAUCAAAAUGAGUUUUAUUAUGUAUAUCAAUGUUGCCAGUCUAAUUUUUGCAAAGCAUAUUUUGAUUACAAUUCAAAGCACAAACUGCAAAAAGAAAAUCUAGAUCACAUUAGUGCAAAAGGGUAUGAAAAAUAAAAUUAUGAAUUUUCUAUGCAUUUAUUGUGUAAAUCUAAGAUAACUCAAGCUUUGCGAAAAGCUGUUUUUGAAAAACCAUAAAAAAAUCGAUUUUGCGUUAAAUUAUGUCUUAAUAUUAUUUUGUGGAAUUUUUUUUCGCAGAUAUAAUUGUUAGUUAAUUUUGUCCGAGGUUUAUGAUUAUAUCUAGACCGACAUAGUUUAUUGUUUAUCUAUUGAAACACAACAAAAUAUAAGCUACUGUUCAAGUUGCAGUUAUCAACAAUUGGAGUUAUAUACUAAAACAACGAAAUUAGCACAUUAAAACACCACAUUUGGCACUUAGCAUUUGGUAUCAUUCAAACUCAACAACCAAGCUAUGAAUUACUAUAAUUAGCUCAGCACAUGCGUGAUAUGAUUGUACCAACUUCAGAUAUACUCACACAUUUUGACAAAAAAUACAUUAUUUCAAUUUCCCUCUAAAUCGACUGUUCUAUACAAUCAGAAGACAUAAAUCAUGUCAAAUAUCCUGUUUUCAAUCUAUAAAAAACUUAAUAAAAAGUGUGCAAACAGAACAACUUUUCUAAUACAUUUAACACGUGCUUUCCUAACACGCAAAACGCCAUAA
Messenger RNA from Anopheles coluzzii, 1639 nucleotides. RefSeq lists its product as uncharacterized. Lineage: Eukaryota; Metazoa; Arthropoda; Insecta; Diptera; Culicidae. Bases 293 to 859 code for a protein of 188 amino acids. The record is from RefSeq and is a predicted model, not a curated record. The transcript is spliced from 2 exons.